CUUGAAUUCAAAGCAAGAAACUGCUCAUCAUCCAUCAUCUCCCUCUGGUGAUCUUUUUUAUAUACUCAAAUUUACUCCAAAAAAACACAAAAUGGAUUGCUCAAUUUGCACUACAAUGCCAUCUAUUCUACGACCACCGAGAAACACGAUAUGCGGAUCAUGUUACGACGGAGCUCGAACCAUUAUCUCGUUGCUCAAGAAGCUUGAGGGCUCAAACGAAGAUCAAGAUCAUGUCAAGUUGACCGAUAAGUCCACCGUCAACAAUGGCUCCUCUCUUUCUUCUUCUCCUUUGUUUUCUCGUGAGCUGGAACCAUUACAAAAGGUGAUCAAAUGGAUGAAAAACAUUAAAGAAACAGAAGAGGAGCAGAAGAAGAGAAUAGUGUUCUUGAGCAGCUUUGUUUCGGGAUUCAAAGAAGAGCUUCAUACUGAUAUUCUUUUAAAACCUGGCGAUGAUGGACCUCCUAUUCCUGCACAUAGAGCUUUGUUGGCUUCAAAAUCCGAGAUCUUCAAGAAUAUUUUAGAUUCAGACGAAUGCAAAACCGCUCCAGAAUACGCCAUAACGCUCCAAGAACUAAACUCAGAGGAGCUUCAAGCUCUCUUGGAGUUUCUAUACACCGGCACAUUGGCUUCAGACAAGUUGGACAAGCAUGUAUACGCCUUGUUUCUUGCAGCCGAUAAGUACAUGAUUCAUUACUUGCAAGAGUUCUGCGAGCAACAUAUGCUUAGUUCCUUGGAAAUAUCUAGCGUUCUUGAUGUUCUUGAUGUCUCGGAUCUUGGUUCGAGCAAGACCUUGAAGGAAGCUGCUCUAGGGUUCGUGGUUCGAAACAUGGACGACAUUGUUUUCUCAGAUAAAUACGAAGAAUUUUCACAGAAAAACCAGCACUUAUGCGUUCAAAUUACUAGGGCGUUCUUGAUGGAAACGAGAAAGAAGAGAUGUGAUUAAAUUAGUGAGAGAUGAAAAAAAAAAGUGUAAUAAUCUUUUGUAUGUUUUGUUGUUUAUAGCUGUUUUUGAUCAUCCAGGCUCCAUAGCAAAUUAAAUGACUUUACUACUCGCCUUCUUUGUACACAUUCA
Messenger RNA from Eruca vesicaria subsp. sativa (arugula), 1072 nucleotides. The record is from the annotation of a GenBank genome assembly. NCBI's taxonomy places the organism in Eukaryota, Viridiplantae, Streptophyta, Magnoliopsida, Brassicales, Brassicaceae.